This is a messenger RNA of Rhagoletis pomonella (apple maggot), 1017 nucleotides long. RefSeq names its product proteasome subunit alpha type-7-B (gene Prosalpha4). Lineage: Eukaryota; Metazoa; Arthropoda; Insecta; Diptera; Tephritidae. The record is from RefSeq and is a predicted model, not a curated record. Gene Ontology annotation, biological process: ubiquitin-dependent protein catabolic process. The transcript is spliced from 3 exons. Gene Ontology annotation, cellular component: proteasome core complex; nucleus; proteasome core complex, alpha-subunit complex. The coding region runs from base 123 to 884 and encodes 253 amino acids.
AGUACUUCUUGCUGGCAGUGCUCAACCACGAAGCUGACAAACACUUUUUACAAUUUUUGUAAUCAUUGCCCGCUGUUCGUUGAUUUUUUCAUAUUUUUCUGCGAUAUCACGUUUUUAGUAAAAUGUCUGCCCGUUACGAUCGCGCUGUCACUAUUUUUUCACCAGAUGGCCAUCUGUUGCAAGUGGAGUACGCCCAGGAAGCAGUGCGUCGAGGAUCUUCGGCUGUUGGAGUACGUGGUAAAGACGUUGUUGUGCUGGGUGUAGAAAAGAAGUCUAUGCCCACAUUACAGUUAGACCGGACGGUGCAGAAAAUUUGUACCUUGGAUGACCAUGUCAUCAUAGCCUUUGCGGGUUUAACUGCUGAUGCGCGUAUUCUUAUUAAUCGAGCCCGUGUAGAAUGUCAAAGCCACAAACUGAACGUGGAGGACCCCGUCACAUUGGAAUAUAUUACACGGUACAUUGCCCAAUUGAAACAAAAGUACACACAGAGCAAUGGCAGACGACCAUUUGGUAUUUCGUGUUUGAUAGCGGGAUUCGAUAGCAAUGGCGAUCCACAUCUUUACCAGACUGAGCCGUCUGGGAAUUACUAUGAAUGGAAGGCGAAUGCCGUUGGACGUGCUGCCAAAACAGUACGCGAGUAUUUAGAAAAGCACUACAAGGAGGAAAGUGUUGCAGAAGAAGAUGCCGCUGUUCGGCUGACCAUUAAGGCACUUCGAGAGGUAGCACAAGCCAGUGGAAAUUUGGAAAUUGUCGUGAUGAAGAAAGCGGAAAAGCCUGGAGAUACUCCGAGACUGGUAACGCUGUCUGCAGAUGAAGUUAAGAAACAUGUUGAGGCUAUCAAACAGGAAAAGGAGGAGAAUGAAAAGAAAAGCCAGAAAAAGUAAAAUAUCGAUAUAAAAUUUGGAAAACUUAUUUCCACACACAAUAUCUUUGUUAGUUUCCUCUACUUGGUAUGUAAGGCGCCGAUAAGCGGAAAUAAAACAUGUUUUAAUAAAGAUCUGUACAAUCCCAAGUCAA